Annulohypoxylon truncatum is the source of this 2103-nucleotide messenger RNA. RefSeq names its product ferric reductase like transmembrane component-domain-containing protein. Gene Ontology annotation, cellular component: plasma membrane. Lineage: Eukaryota; Fungi; Ascomycota; Sordariomycetes; Xylariales; Hypoxylaceae. The record is from RefSeq and is a predicted model, not a curated record. Gene Ontology annotation, molecular function: ferric-chelate reductase activity. The coding region runs from base 1 to 2103 and encodes 700 amino acids. Gene Ontology annotation, biological process: iron ion transport; copper ion import; intracellular iron ion homeostasis. The transcript has 2 exons.
AUGGGGUGGACUUCACUCUUUUCUUUCGCAAUCAUAACGUCUCUGUUUACCACGGCACUAUGUGGACAUGGCCUCAUUGGUUAUGGUCAGUGGUGGUAUGACCCAAAAUGUUGCUACGCGUGUCGCGGUGUUAUCUCGUCUGCUCCGCUCGACUGUCCUGACGGAAGUAUGGGUGGUAUGGGUAUGGAGAUGGACAUGACCAUGGCGUCCCCAACUGCGCCUUGUAUAUCCGAGAACAUUGCUUUCCUAACGACGCUUGCGUAUUGCAUCAACUCGACGUGUCGGGAAGAUCAUGUGCCAACUUGGAAGAUCGAGAAAUAUUGGGCCGACCAAGCCACCGGCGACCCUUCCAUUCUACCGAGAUGGACUUACGGCGCCACUCUCGCGAACAUAACCCAAACUCCCACUAAGAUAUGGGCAAGCGGGCGGGUGCUUAAUUUUACCGCUCUCCUUCCCCCUAGCGACUACGAAUACCAAAAGUCCUUCGAUGACCUCUUCGACUGGGAAGAACAUACACAGUCGACAUACGUAAUCGUUAUUAUUACCGUCGGUGUGGGAACGCCGUUGUUGGUGUAUCUCCUCGGCCAGCUUCCCUACAUGACUAGUGUCUCCGACGGGAUCAAACCGUACCUCGUGUACCCGUCUACUAUCAGCACAUAUGUCAUCCGGCCACUUCCACGGCUGUCGGGAAACGCACCAACAAUGGGUCAAGGCCUUUACAUCGGAAUGUUUGUCGCCCUCAACAUCGUACUAAGCGCUGUCUCGUAUCGAGGGUUUGGUCAGCCCGACCCGUGGGGCUUCACACCUUCCGGGGAAAUCAUGGCAUAUGUCGGAUAUCGAACUGGCCACAUCGCCUUUGCUCUGCUCCCCCUGACCGUGUUGUUCUCAUCUAGGAAUAACUUUCUGCUAUGGCUUACGGACUGGCCAUACUCGACAUUCUUAGUUCUCCACCGAUGGGUCGCACGUGUUUGUGCUCUCCAGGCUGUGGUCCAUUCUAUCACCCUCCUUUGCGCGUAUAUACCAAGCGGUGUCUAUUAUACAGACGUCCAUAAGCCAUAUUGGAUAUGGGGGAUUGUGGCUACCCUGUGUCUCGUAUUAUUACUUUUCCACAGUAUACUAUGGUUCCGUAGCAAGUCUUAUGAGACAUUCCUCAUACUCCACGUUCUUCUCUCGGUGUUCACGAUAGCAGGCUGUUGGUACCAUGUGAUGUACUGGAAGGGGUUUACCGGUAUCUAUGAGUACUGGAUCUAUGCCGUCAGCGCCGUCUGGUUCUUCGACCGUCUUAUACGCGUGCUGCGAGUCUGCAAAAAUGGUAUUCGCGAAGCCAAAAUAGCGGAAAUCGGCCCGGAUAUUGUUCGCGUGGAUAUUAGGGGGUUGCGGUGGACUUCAGAGCCUGGAUACCACGUUUACGCUUAUUUCCCCAAACUCAACCUCUUUCGCCCCUGGGAAAACCACCCGUUCUCGAUAAUCCACACCGCCAUGCUCCAUUCUCAGAAUCAUCAACUCCUCGGCAGAAACGGCAUCGUGAAUCACAAUCCAUCUGAUUUGAAGGAAGUUGAGGAGGGCAUGAGUAAGCCCGCGAAAGGGAACUCGGAGCCGAGCGCAGCUCCACCGGCAACCGACGCAUAUAGCGGGAUAACCAUGUACAUCAAAAAGCACGCCGGAAUGACGAGGUAUCUCCACAAUCACCGCAGCUUACCCGUCUUACUUGACGGCCCCUACCGUGGCAACGCGAGCAGGGAAGUAUUAAAAUGCGACCGCGUGUUGCUUAUCGGCGGCGGGAUCGGGAUUACCGGCUUACUCGCAUGGACAGACAGGCACCCCAACGUCAAAUUAGCCUGGAGUGCGAAAAGAGAAGCUGAGCCUCUAGCGACGGAUCUCGGCACGGCCCUCGGUAAAGUGGCUGACAAGGUGGUUCUAGUCGGCGAGAGGCUUAAUAUAAACGUGUUGUUAGCGCAGGAGGUAAGUUCCGGGUGGAAAAGAGUCGGUGUAGUCGUUUGCGGUCCUGCGGCGCUUUGCGACGAUGUACGAGAGGCGGUGGUAUCGUUUGGAAGAAGAGAGAAGACAAUCUUUGAGCUCGAGGUUGAUGCUUUUUCCUGGUGA